This is a messenger RNA of Saccostrea echinata, 1497 nucleotides long. RefSeq lists its product as uncharacterized. The record is from RefSeq and is a predicted model, not a curated record. NCBI's taxonomy places the organism in Eukaryota, Metazoa, Mollusca, Bivalvia, Ostreida, Ostreidae. The coding region runs from base 1 to 1497 and encodes 498 amino acids. The transcript has 2 exons.
AUGAAUCAUAUACUUCGACUAUCAGAAUCGGUCUAUACUGGACUGUGUCGAGAGGUAGGGACUCCUACAGAAGUGAGAAUCAGGAGGGAAGUGAUGGACACUUAUCAUCUUUCGCAGAGACUCGAGCACAAAUUUUACAAACGUGUGAUAAAAUGGAGUGGGAGUAAGAGUGAGGGAUUCAGACUGAGUACUUCAGAUGAUGAUUUUAUGCGCUGGCCUCUAGAUCACAAGGUAACCUGUGAACUCUCCUUGGUUAGUUUCUACUAUCAAUUAAUUCCCGAUACCACUGUCAUUUUGAUGGAGAGUGAUGAUCUACCACCUGGAUUUACCAGACUUAAUCUAAUGAGUCCAUCAUCUAAUACAAUAAUCAGAUCCUCCUGUGAAGCUAAAAAUCAGAAACUUUAUAUCUCUAGCGUAUUAUUCCGCGAUGGGCAUCUGUCACUGCAUAAGUAUAAUUGUCCAACCUUACAUACUAUCCCUCAUGGACCUUGUUAUACACAUUUGUAUGAAGGUGGAGAAAUUGAUGUUGUGUGGUGUCUACAUUCGGAGGAAUGGCCAAAAAAUGUAUUACCAUGGAUACAGAGAUGUCGUCAACAUAACUGGCCCUCGGAGAUCGUUAUAUCGGAAAUAUUAAUCAAAGGAUUCCAUGUUGUACCGAUUGGCAGCACACCUGAAAAUGGAGAAGAAUGGAGAAUCUCAUUUUCGCAAGCGGAACAAAAACUUAUUUACUCCAUGAAUCACUGUCAGUUUUUGUGUUAUGGUCUCUUAAAAAUUUUUCUCACAGAAGUAAUUAACUUUCAAAAUAAUACACCAGUAAUUUGUUCAUAUUUUACGAAAACAAUUGUAUUUUGGGUAAUUCAGACUAAUAAUUCCUUGACUUGGACACCUGAAAACCUAUUGUAUUGUUUCUGGGCAUGCUUUAAAUUAUUGAUAUCCUGGGUACGUAUUGGAAAUUGUCCUAACUUUUUUAUUCCACAAAACAACAUGUUUCGACAGAAAGUCACUGGUUCUGUACAAACUUCGUUGUUCAGUCAGCUGUAUGAUUUGUAUUGUAAGGGGAUAUCUUGUCUACUCUUAAGUCAAACUAUGAGGCCAUACCUAAGUUUCGCAAUUUUAAACGGAACAUCGAUACUGAAAAUUUGUACACUGGCAAGAGAGAGCUGUAUCAGAUGUAAAAGGAAAGGAGGACAGGAGCAGGAGAAUGCUGUAGAAGAAAUUCCGCAUGAGCAGCAUCAGCAACAAGAUGCAGAAGUGGAUCAUGUGGAUGAAGACAAAAGUAUGAGGUCAGUUGAGGAUAGACAGAUACCAAGAAGAAGUACAAGGGAGAGGAGAAAGCCUACCUGGAUGAACAACCAGGAAUAUGUAUUUACCCAACAACAUUCACUGGAAUGGAAGAAGAAAUGUGAAUUUCUACAUGACUUGAAGAAGUCCCAGGAAAUGAGGAAAUAUGAAGACGAAAUUGUUCGCACAAUGCUUGAUAUUUUGAAGAACAAUUAA